Vavraia culicis subsp. floridensis is the source of this 309-nucleotide messenger RNA. RefSeq lists its product as uncharacterized. Bases 1 to 309 code for a protein of 102 amino acids. The transcript has a single exon. NCBI's taxonomy places the organism in Eukaryota, Fungi, Microsporidia, Pleistophoridae. The record is from RefSeq and is a predicted model, not a curated record.
AUGGUACAAAUACGGCGUAACAUACGUAUCAAAAUAGAAAAGAGCAUCGUUUUAUCCGUGUAUGGUAAAUUAAUUUUCAUAUUAGCGCUGUAUGCGGAUAACAUAUCGUUCAAAGCCUGCUUAACUCUUGAGCCGUGCACUACUGCACUUGAAGAAAUAAAUGUCUCUAAACCCACGGUAAAAAUAUUUCCUUUCACUCGAGUGCGCUUGUUUAAAGCACGGGCAGAUUUAACAAAAGUUCAUACGAACGAAUCGCAUUUUCAAACUACCACGUCUUCGUGUAGGUCUGAAGGGAACAACGUUUUAUGA